CGCACGUACAUAUCAACUCCUUAAACAAAGAUAGUAAAUACAUAAACAAGAAUCGUAAGGAUUCUUGGGGGUUGAAAGUGUGGAUUAGAAGGAUCAUCAUUGGUCUCAUUGACAAAGUCCAUAUCAUCGUCCAUGGAGUCUUCAUCUUCAUUAUCUCUCAUGAAGUCCUCAUAUUCGACGAGAUCCUUCUGAAUUCCCACGGAGUAGUACCCGUUAUCCAAAGGAAGCUUGUUUAUCAUGUCCUCCAGAGUCCAAUAAUUAGUUGGACGCUCUCCGGCUCCGCCCAUUUCAUUAAACAACAACUCCCUACUGUCGUCCAAGUACUACAACCUUAGUACCUCCGACAAACCACACAAAUCGGUGGUUGCCUGGGUUCAGCUACCAGAACUUCCCGCCCAUUUCUACCAUCGUGAAGUCCUUUUGGAUCUGGGCAACCUUAUUGGAAGAACGAUUAAACUUGACUACCAUAAGAAAAACCUAGAGGGUUGAAAAUUGGCUAGAAUGGCGGUGGAGAUCGACGUGACUAAACCUCUCGCAACACGUAUACGAUUGGAUGGGCUCUGGCAGCAGGUGCUUUACGAAAAUUUACCCACUAUCUAUUUUAAGUGUGGGUGAAUCGGCCAUACUGAAACUGUUUGCCCCACGAAAUAGUCAGGCACCUCUUCCGACACGAUGGCCGAAAAAGGAACAUCGGAACCGCCACCGGUGGAAUCGCUGGCCGGUUAUAGGCCAUAGAUUCAGGUGAACCGUAAAAGUCGGAAACCUACCAAAAAGGGAGGCACUAAUCACAGGAACGCUCAAGCAAAUCAGAAUGGAAAGAUUGCUACUCCAGGGAACCAAAGUGUGAAAUCUACGCAACAAGCCAAGGCAGAUCUGAUUCCUACAACGAGCAACAAGAAUAGAAAAGGAAAGGAUUCUCUCAAGGUGAAGAACAAAUCUGGAAUUUCGGGGAAGAAUGUCGGGAAGGUUGCGGCUAAAGGAGAUCCUCUCCUUCAUAAUCUAGGAAAAUUGGCCGAAAUCAAAUAAUGGAAACUGGUGGGAAAGGCUAACUCACUUUUCGAUCAUUCAGCCAAAUCCACAGCCCCAUUAACCGCUGGUAAUGGAUCCUCCUCAACGACUGGGCUUGAUGGCGCUGCUGCUAAGUAGGGGUGGAAGUUUGGUUUGCGGGUAACCCGCAAACCUCACACUUUGUGGAUACCCAUACCCACAAUUUGUGGAUAGUGGGUUGGGUGUGGGUAGCAAAAUAUUGAUUUUUGUGGUUAGUGGCUAACCACUACCCACAACGGUUCCCACAAAACCCACAUUAACCACAUUAGUUAUAUUUAUUUCUUCAAAAUACUUUGUAACCCACAUUUACCACAUUAGUUAUAUUAGUUUGUGAAACUUGGAAGACUAAGAAUUAAAGUAGCUACCAAAAUUAAAUAUGCACGUAUUCUAUAAAACAAAACCAAGUCAAUACGCAAUGUUCAUGUGAGAUACUUUUAUUAAAUAAGCAUUGUCCCUGUGUUAUAUGUUUAUUUUAUAACAAAACCAACUCCAUAGAUAUAGUCAGAUAAAUUAAUCGAUUCGUUAAAAGAGGGGAAUAAUCAAUAAAGGUUAGUCAGAUACCCAAACUCAUCUAAUUUCUCCACGAACUCACAAACAACACAACAUACAACCAACUACCAACAACACAAGACUAUAAUCGAGAGUGGAGAAUAAUCGAUUCAUUAAAAGCGGGCGCCUCCACUUAUCGAGCCACUUUUGUGUUUUGCUGUAGUUGUCAUCGAAGGAGUCGUGACAUGCAACGAUGUUAGUCUGUUAACAUAUCACUCCGCCUCUCCGUUAUUUCAAAUCUCUUUCCAAAUCCAUCACUUCUGAAUUUACACUAACUAACCUAUUGUAUUCGAGAUUUAUAAUUUAUUUUACAGUUUAUUAACUUUCUUUCAUGUAUGUUUUUGUUUUUGUGUGAGAAGAAAUAUAACAUCACUAUUUAAUUAUAAUAUUAUUAGAAUUUAAUGUGAAAUAUUUGUGGGCAUCCACAACCAACCCGCACCAACCCGCAGCGGGUAGUGGUUAACCACUACCCACUACGGGCGGGUUUUGGGUAGCAUAAUUCUAUAUUUGUGGAUGUGGUUACCCACAAAAUGUGGAGCGGGUAACCACACCCACCCCAAUUUCCACCCCUACUGCUAAGCCCACAACUGUGGGCUCGUUGGGAUUCCCUAAUAGUCAAGAAGCCCACUGAAAAGACUGCUAUAGGCGAAGCCUUCUCCGCCCUCUCGACUAUCCUAGGCAAUUUGGAUCGCAAGAACAAAGACCCCACUGUUCCUCUUCAAUUCGUCAGCACUACCAGAAACAGAAAUAAAGAAAGUUCCAAAGCAUGGAUGGGAAGAAUGUCAAAAGCUUUAAAGUGGGAAAGAAGAACACUCAGGUCAAUUUUCUAGCCACACUACUAACAUAGGAGAUGUCGUGGAUUGAAAUGCCUCUAUGGCUGAUAUGGUAUCAGAUUCAGGUGAGUGGUUGUGGAGUAAAUUUGACCUUUAUUUACCUAAUGAUCUGUUUUUUAUUGCAGGUCAUGACACGCUUAUUAGAGAGGCAUGAGAUGACGACAUGGUUUGGGGCAUGGAACAGACCAGGCGUUUUAGUAUCAAUAUGGCCUACUUCGUCGUAGAGGAUUGGCUUCGAAAUGAAGCGGAGACUGACAUAGAAGUGAACGUGAAGACUAUAUGGAAAAGUGAGUGGAAGUGGAGCGGGCCGAAUCGAAUCAAACCCUUCCUUUGGAUUGUCUCUCAUGACCAACUUAUAAUCGGCUAGAACAUAUUGAUUUUUCGUGUGUAAUAUGAUUAGUUGAUGAUACGUUUGAGCAUAUAGUGGCAAGUUUUAGGGCUCCCUAACCUGGAAUGGUUAAAAAACCAUUACUGGCUAGUUCCAUGAGUUCGAUGUAUUACAGGUGAAGAAAACACGAAAAAGGAACGGGCUAACAAUCAUGAGCAUGAGUACUAGCAGGCCGGGCAUUCAUGCUUUAGUUGGACGACGAAAUUAGGACGAAGGAAUUGGACUAGUGGAGUGCUUGUCAGGUGUAUUGUGGAGGAAUUAAUUGGACCGAGUUUGUUGUCCUUUUCUGAGGAGGACAAGGCUAGCGCAAAACGGUGGCGUAAAAGGAAGAUGGCCAUUCUUUGAAUUUUUUAGACCAAGUCGUUUGGCCUUUACUGAAGGCAUAACAUAGCGUCGUUUUGGAGAGUGGAAGGGGGUAUAUAAUUGGACGGAGUUCGACUGUAGAAGGGGGGAGAGAAUUCUUUUGGGCGAAAGUUUUAUUGGAGCAGUAGCAGCCGAGCGCCGAUAACAGCGAGCAGUAGCGCCGGACAACGUUGAGCAACGGGGCGUUGGGAUAGAACGCAAGCAGCAUUGCGCACAAUUCCGUUCAGAGAGCUGGGCGAUCGUGAGCGUCUGACGCGCAUUGCAGCUUUGGAUUUUAUCGAGUAUUAUCAUCCCUUUAUUUUGGGGUUAAUUGCAUGGUUUGUCACUGAGAUUUCAAAAAAUGUUCAAAUUUGAUCACUCGGAAUAUUUAAAUCCGUUGGUGGUACUUCAGGUUACUAAAACCAUUCACGUUUGGUCACUCUCUAUCCAACUCCGUUAACUUUUGCUUACGUGUCGGUCAACGCUAAAAGCUGACCGAUAAAUAUGUGACGUGUCAAUUUAAAAAUAAUAAAUAUUUUAAAAUUAAAUUUGUUAAAAUUGCCAUCACAUUUCCACCUCAUUAUCACUUUUAUUUAAAAUAAAAGUACCCUAAUUUCUUCCAUGAGCAAUUAAUUAUUCACUACUCCAAAGUCGCACCCAACCCAAACAGAAUCAAUCAUUCACGGAAGAACCAACCAUCAAAUCUCUUCUUUAAGCUAUGUUUUCUCCACUUGCUUCUCCUUUUCUCCAAUUCCAAUAUUCCCUUUUCUUCCAACUCCUGGUCCGUGAUUUUUGCCACUCACUACUACUACUGGUGCUUCUAUGGCGUCCGGCGAAAGCUCCGUCGUGCUCUCUUUCGUCGAUGACUUCCUCGACCCUGACUCCGAUGACGGCUACAAUCUCCACUCUUCCCACCCUCACUCCCAUCACAACCACUCCAGGUUGUCGGUCUGCGCGAGCUCGAUGUACACUAACGACGGUGACGACGACGAAGACUUAGCCAUGAGCCAGACGUUCAUGUUCGGCCUAUCGAUCCGCAGCUUCGACGCCGACGCGGAGCUCUCUAACCAGAACCCAAAACGGGUCCGCCCGAACACGACCCUAGGACCCGUACGCCUUGACCUCAUCUCCUCCGAUUCCAUCCACAGCUUCGACGCCGACGUGGAGCUCUCUGACCAGAACCCAAAACGGGUCCACCCUAACACGACCCUAGGACCCGUACGCCUCGACCUCAUCUCCUCCAAUUCCAACUCCGACAAGGAGCAAUGAUGCUACUCGCUCCCCUCGAUGCCGCCGCGCCAGCGAAACAGGGUAGGGCCGCUGAUCAGGGGAGCUGAUGCAGUGAAGGAGUACGCUAGCGAGAACGAAGGAGGGAAGAAGGGGGUGUCGACGGGGCAAAAACUGAGGAGGAACCCGAGGCGGAGGCGGUUGGUAAGUGAGAUGUCGACUGACGGCGGCAGAGUGGGAAGGGGAUAAUUACUAACAUUCACAGCUAGGGUUCAUAACAUGGGAUUCAUACAAUCAUUCCUAACAUUCAUAGCUAGGGUUCUUCAUACCCAGAUGAAAUGGAAAAUUACUCCAUGGAGAGAUGUAAAAACGUCAUGCUCGGAGUAGACAUCAUCAGAACGACAAUGGACAACUCCUCCUGGUGGUUAAUUGGUACUCUGAGGUUGGGGAAUCGAGCUCCGAGGUCUUCAGAUCGCUCCAAUCAUUGCCCUUGGGUUUUGCUUUGUCACUCUCUCUAGGAUUUUUUCUGCCUUUGGAAGUCCAAAAAAUUGGAUCCUUUGCCAAUUUCCCGAGAAGCCUUUAAAUAGGCUGAGAAUCCGCUAGUUACGGCCUAAGUUACAGCCAUAACUUUGCUCGCUUGCCCGUAACUUCCUAGAAACGGCGUCGUUGUGGCACUCCGUAAACCAAGAGUUACGACUUCCUUGGGGGAGUUACGGCCUCAGCCGUAACUCGAGGGGGAAGGCCAUAACUUCAAAUAUGCUCAUGAUCACUUGACUUCCACCACCUCAGAGUUACGGGCAAGAAGGGAGAGUUACGGCCCAGACCGUAACUGGUCGUAACUUCCAUAAGCUGCUUGGAACUCUGUCUGCUCCACUGUAAGGUUAAGGGCCACCAUGAGGGGUUACAGGCCAGACCGUAACUUGAAGGGUCGUAUGGUCGUAUCUCUCAGCUGGCCACUGCCCGGUUCUCUCCAAAACGUCCCGACUUUGCUCUUUCGCACCCAUUCACGUGCUACGACCUGAAACAUCACAAACAAACAAACACAACCUAGCGUAAAAUAGGCCACUAGAGCGAUAAACCAAGCUCAAACGGUCAAGAAAUAACGGGAAAACAUGUUCGAAUAUGGCAUUAUCAGGCUACUCUCACGCUUUCUGCAAAGAUAGCCUCACUAAUUACGUCGCUUUGAAUUUGCAACACAAUGUAUCGUAGUUCAACAGAAAGGGAAGAAAUUGAGAGAAGGUUGUGAGAGGAUAAAGGUGCGAUGGCACCACCUUCUGGGCAAUUAAAUUUUUAGGGGUUUCUUGAGGAGAGGAGUGGACGGCGAGAGAGAGAGAGAGAGAGAGAGAGAGAGGAAAGAGGUGGAUCUCCCUUUUUAUUUUUUAUUAAAAAAUUUCAGGUCAACAGCCAUGUCAUUGCGGACUAUAUUUUAUGUUAACUACUAACGGAAAAGUUAAUGUGGGUAUACAAAUUUCAUAUCAAAAGUUAUGUGAUAUACAUGUCACACUCGCUAAAAAUUGGUAUUUUUAAUGGUAUUAGCCCUAAAAUAAUCUACAAACUAUCUAAUUAAAAUGAUGAAUCUACACUAAUGUACAUUAUCACAAAAAAAGAAAGUUUGGCACUUUGGAAUCCUAACACUACUUAUUGGAGCAAAAUCCACUUUUAGGGAGCCAAAAUGCCGAACUCAUCUAGCAUUCUAGUACUUUGACGCUCCCUUAUUAGAGAUGGUUUUAGGGAAUGCGACUAUAGAGAGUCUAGCUCUCUAGGUUAACUUUGAUUCAAACAUUUGCUCAUCGGUCUACCGAAGGAAGAUCAUCACUCAGAAUGACUGAAGCUCUGAGGUUCCUAUCUAUCAAAUUACUAUUGUAUGUGCUUUUCAUUGGAACAAUCAAUGGAUUACUUUAUUCUUCAAUGUAUAUGUUCUAGACAUGUUUAGAGUUAUUACAUUUUUCUUCUCGCCCUUUCUAGGCCAUUACCUCAUACCUAUCAAAAGUUGCUUCCACAAUGAAAGUUUUUAAUUAGA
Messenger RNA from Linum trigynum, 6406 nucleotides. NCBI's taxonomy places the organism in Eukaryota, Viridiplantae, Streptophyta, Magnoliopsida, Malpighiales, Linaceae. The record is from the annotation of a GenBank genome assembly.